Messenger RNA from Limanda limanda (common dab), 2642 nucleotides. RefSeq names its product Sep (O-phosphoserine) tRNA:Sec (selenocysteine) tRNA synthase (gene sepsecs). The transcript is spliced from 10 exons. The record is from RefSeq and is a predicted model, not a curated record. Gene Ontology annotation, biological process: conversion of seryl-tRNAsec to selenocys-tRNAsec; selenocysteine incorporation. The coding region runs from base 64 to 1275 and encodes 403 amino acids. Gene Ontology annotation, molecular function: O-phosphoseryl-tRNA(Sec) selenium transferase activity; tRNA binding. Lineage: Eukaryota; Metazoa; Chordata; Actinopteri; Pleuronectiformes; Pleuronectidae.
GGUUGCCUCCACCGCUGCGGACUGUCGCUCAGCUCCCGGACAGAAACACGAGGCGUGGAAGAGAUGAACAGCGAAAACUUCACCCUCAGUGAGAAGAUCGUGUCGGCCUCCUACGUUCGACAGGGCUCUCAGGCGCGACGCGGCCACGAGCAGCUCAUCAGACACUUGCUGGAGCAGGGCAAGUGUCCGGAGGAGGGAUGGAGCGAGAGCACGGUGGAGCUCUUCCUGAACGAGCUGGCUGUGAUGGACAGCAACAACUUCCUGGGAAACUGUGGAGUGGGGGAGAGGGAAGGCCGGGUGGCGUCCAGCCUUGUGGCGAGACGACAUUACAGGUUGAUCCACGGCAUCGGUCGGUCGGGGGACAUCGCCGCCAUUCAGCCCAAAGCGGCAGGAUCCAGUCUGCUGAACAAGCUGACCAACUCAGUUGUGUUGGACAUCUUAAAGCUCACAGGUGUGCGCAGUGUGGCAAGCUGCUUUGUCGUCCCCAUGGCAACAGGUAUGAGCUUGACCCUGUGCUUCCUGACCCUUCGUCAUCGGAGGCCCAAGGCUCGCUACAUAAUUUGGCCUCGCAUCGACCAGAAGUCCUGUUUCAAAGCCAUGAUCACAGCAGGUUUUGAACCGGUGGUGGUGGAGAACGUUCUUGAAGGCGACGAGUUGCGCACCGACUUGGAAGCAGUUGAGCGGAAGGUCGAGGAGCUUGGCGCCGACAACAUCCUGUGUGUCCAUUCGACAACGUCUUGCUUUGCCCCACGAGUCCCUGACAGGCUGGAGGAGCUGGCCACGAUGUGUGCCAAAUACAACAUCCCCCACAUAGUUAACAAUGCGUAUGGCGUACAGUCGUCCAAAUGCAUGCACCUUAUACAACAGGGGGCUCGUGUUGGGAGAAUCGAUGCCUUUGUACAGAGCUUGGACAAGAACUUCAUGGUACCAGUAGGUGGCGCCAUAAUAGCAGGUUUCGAUGAGUCCUUUGUACAGGAGAUAAGUCAGAUGUACCCAGGUCGAGCGUCGGCCUCGCCCUCCCUUGACGUCCUCAUCACCCUUCUGACUCUGGGAGCCAGCGGCUACAAGAAACUCCUGUCAGAAAGAAAGGUAUCUUUGCCUUACCUGCAUCUGCCCGAGGACGAGACUUUCAGCUUGAACAAGCAGCGAGCUUUGUCGAGGGAAGGUUCUGCUCUAGCGAGAUCAAAUGUAUCCAGAAAGUUUUUCGAAAACAUCCCCUGGUGGCUCCCUGCUUUAAAGCAGAUUUGCUCACAAUGCAGCAAUUCCUCUCUUUAAACAGUAGGCACUGCACCAUUCUCACACCUCCAAACGGCAGGACUGAAAAUGUACUGUUAAACCUUCCUGGACUAUAUCUGUUUCUCUUGAUGCACAGACCUCAGGGGAGACUCAGAAAUAAGAGACUCUUUUGUCGGAAGCACGGGAAAGAGAUUUGUUUUUCUAAAAUGAGUAGGAGACACUACCCGAAGUGCUCAUAUCUAAAAACAACACUCUUCCAGGUUUUGCUAUUUGCCAUUAGCGUAAAAAAUUCACCCCGUAGCAGAAAUAUAUAUCGAGGAAAUUCCUCCAGCCUCUCACAUGACUCUCCGACGCCAUCAAGGCUUAUCGAUUCCCCUCGGUCCACAUGAUGCAUUAUUAAUGCACCAGACCUGUUCUCCAUGUUGUGUAGAGUGAUUUCCUUACAUCCUUCUCAGGGUCAGAAAGCUUUCAAUUAUUCAAACUUUUCGAGAUUUCAUUUACAGCCUCAAGUAACCAUUUUAGAAAAUGUCUAGAUGUUGAAAAGAACCAGCAGAUGUUGUGUUUUUCUUUUUUUUGUCAUCACACACACACACUUAUUGUCUGCAGAGUCGUAGCCAAGCACACACUCACCACCCCCAGCGCCCCCUCUUCUUGGGACCAUAAAGUCGUCCAUUGUUAGUUGAGAACAAGGGACACUUGGAGACACUUGACAUUGUUGAAAGGCUUGUUUUUGUUUAAAUUCAUGACAGAGAAAAUAUUUCUCCUCCCCGAUGCUUUCAAAUUAGGAAAGCAUGAGUCAGCGCACACACACCCGUUGUUGCAGAUGAGCCGGUCCGUUGACGUGCGACGCUUCACUGGGGAACAAACGCAACAAAAACACUGCGAGGUGUUGUUUGUGCCCGGUCUCAUAACAUCUGCGUUGAAAACUCCCACCAUUCUUUUUUCAGCCUUUCAAUCCCACACACACACACACAAACACACACUGCAUUGAUACUCUGAGCCAAACACACUUUGUCAGCGUAUUUUAAAAUGUGUGGAUGCUAAAAUCUUCGGUUAAAAGCAUGUGUUAUCCUCCCCUGCCGCUCUAAUUGAUCCCGGAGGUGGACAUUAGAUGUGAAUGGAUUUCGUGGCCAGAGAUGGAGAGGUAGAUGACAAACUGCUUGUGCUGAAGCUUUGGGGGGGAGGCACUCAGGCAGGCAGGAGAGAGAGAGAGAGAGAAAGGGGGAGGAAGGGACAUAGACGUUUGGGUAGAUCCGCUUGAUUAGCAAAAAACUAAGGCGUCUGCUGCUGCUGCUAAAAUAAGGCGGUGGCAGUGUGGGAAAGAAGCAUUGUGCUGCUAUUUAUAGUUCUGUUGUGUGGCCCUGGCCCGCUUUUGUUCUGUCGCUUCAUGUUUUCUCUGUGUCUGC